Molecule: messenger RNA, 7629 nt
Organism: Hypanus sabinus (Atlantic stingray)
Lineage: Eukaryota; Metazoa; Chordata; Chondrichthyes; Myliobatiformes; Dasyatidae
Gene: gpr27
Product: G protein-coupled receptor 27
Exons: 2
Coding region: 928-2055 (375 amino acids)
Biological process (GO): G protein-coupled receptor signaling pathway
Cellular component (GO): plasma membrane
Molecular function (GO): G protein-coupled receptor activity
Source: RefSeq, a predicted model, not a curated record
AAAGUGCAGUGAACAUUUGUUGCUUUGUAUAUACGUGUUCAUUAUUAUCAGGGUUUGCUUAAGAAAAUAUGCAGCAGGAAAAGAUUUGUGAGGGAACACUCCCUUCAUUUGUGCAAUUCACGCAUGAGCGAUUGUGAUUUAUUGUGAGUACAGAUCAAAUCCGUUGGGUUUCUAAUGAUCUCAUCAACAACAAAAAAAGGUUCUCUAUUGGAACUGAUAUUAAUGAUCACUGCUAUCAUCUCGGAAUAGAUUUACUCGUACAGUACAGGAAAUAAAGGGGAUAAUAGUCGUUUCCUUGUGCUUAUAAAUACGGGCUAGUGCCACUCACACCGGGGUUCGGUAACAGAAAGACAGCAGCACGGAAGACUGAGCCUGUUUUGCCGGGGGGAGUAGGGGAGGGAGGGGAAGGUGGGGGAUGAUAUUCUUGUACAGUGCAGCAGGGAACUUGCGCAGUUGGAGAGGAAGGACUGGAUUUUUCUCCAUGCAAGAGAAAGCUCGGAGCCUGUGCUGGCCAGAUGGCGGGGCGAGGGAUUUAACCAGCUCAAAACAAAAGGAUUGAGAUUUUAUAAGUAUAUAUUUUAAAAGGCUGGGAAAAAAACUGUCACCUUCUGCGCAGGCUCACUUUAACCCCAAAGACAUUCUGUUAGCACUCACCGGAAGUUCAGCUCCCUGCCACGGCUGGAGAAGAAGAGAAAUGAUUGGUCUUCAGGGUGGAUAGAAACAAAAAAAACCCCACAAAAACCAUUCGUUUAAGGAAGACUGUCUUCCCCCACACCCUUUCCCGUUUCCAUCCUCUCCCCUCCCCACCGCAACGGUGGUUACACAAUGAGGAUUAAAAGGAACUUUGUGGUUCGUGGGGUCUGCCCUUUCCGAUGGAAAUGGAGACACUGAUCUGUUGACGGCGAGGAUCGAGGCUGCCCCAUUCUCAUGCUCGCCUCGAUGGCGAACGCCAGUGAGCUAGAAGAGACGAAUAGCUCUCUUCAGAAUUACGCCAUCACCGCCUCGGCCGUCAAGCUGGCUUCCCUGGGUUUGAUCAUCUGCAUCAGCCUGACCGGCAACCUGCUGCUCUCCUUCCUGCUCUUCAAAGAGCCAAGCUUGCACCGGGCUCCCUACUACUUUCUCCUGGACCUCUGCCUGGCCGACAUCGUGCGCUCGCUGCUCUGCUUCCCGUUCGUCAUGAUCUCCAUCAGUAGCGGCUCGGCUUGGACCUACAGCCUGCUCAGCUGCAAGAUCAUCGCCUUCGCCGCCGUCCUCUUCUGUUUCCACGCCGCCUUCAUGAUGUUCUGCAUCAGCAUUACCCGUUACAUGGCCAUCGCCCACCACCGCUUCUACUCCAAACGAAUGACGGUGUGGACUUGUGUGGCGGUCAUCUGCAUGGUGUGGACCCUGUCGGUCGCCAUGGCCUUCCCGCCAGUUUUCGACGUGGGCACCUACAAGUUCAUCCGUGAGGAGGAGCAGUGCAUCUUCGAGCACCGCUACGUGAAGGCCAACGACACCCUGGGCUUCAUGCUGAUGCUGGCGGUUAUCAUCGCCGCCACACACAUGGUCUACGUCAAGCUCAUCUUUUUCGUAUACGACCACCGCAAGAUGAAACCCGCUCAGUUGAUCCCGGCCAUCAGCCAAAAUUGGACGUUUCACGGGCCGGGCGCCACAGGCCAGGCGGCCGCCAACUGGAUCGCUGGCUUCGGCAGAGGACCCACACCCCCGACCCUGGUGGGCAUCCGGCAGACCACGCACAACCAGAACAAGAGACUGCUGGUCUUAGAUGAGUUCAAAAUGGAAAAGCGAAUAGGCAGGAUGUUCUACAUCAUAACCGUACUCUUCCUGCUGCUGUGGUCGCCAUAUAUUGUCGCAUGUUAUCUGCGGGUCUUUGUCAAAGCCAGUACCAUCCCCCAAGUCUACCUGACCGCUGCAGUGUGGAUGACAUUUGCCCAGGCGGGGGUCAAUCCGAUUUUGUGCUUUAUCUUCAACAAAGAGCUGAGGAUUUGCUUCAGAACCCACUUCCCUUGUUUUCAAAGCACACAGACGCCCAGGGAAGCUUACUGCGUUAUUUAAAAUACAUUUAAAUAGUAGGAAGACACCGUCUUUUAAAAAGAAAAUCCGCAAGGGAACUCAUAAUAAUGUAUGUGCAGGCGUUUGGCGGAUUAAUCUUUGUCACAGAACAGUCAACUGCACUGGUUUCUGUUUACAUUUAAGAAGUGCGAGACACUGAGUCAAGUAUUUUGAGGACAAGCCAAUCUCUCUGGAAUACGAAUUCAUGGAGGCCACUUUAUAUCAGAAUCUCUCACGUUGACUCCACGUUGGACCCAGUUUGAUACAAAUUUUACUGAUUGCUUAAAAACGUAUUGAUCAGGGAAUUCAAACACAAUUAAGCAAUCCGAAUCUCAGAGUGUUUUACAAUAAAUGAAAUAUAUUUGUUCCUAGUUGUGCUGCGCUUUAUACAGGGCAGUGAAUUAUUAAUAACAUCCAGAAGAGGAAAAAAGCAAACUGGAGUGUAAAAAUUGUAUAAAUCAUAAUUUCAGUGACACUUUUCACCCUUCCCACUGCAAUUUAAGAACUUUGUAUGAUUGUACUUUCCUUUUGAUAUUUUCUUAGCUUGUUUCUCUGCAUUGUAAUAUACUGAAAAAUGUUUUGACCUUUAAACAUUACUUUUUGCAAUUUCAUAUCUUAAUGUGCAUUUGUCUUUGAAAAACAAAUGUCAAUUUUACAUUUCUCUAGCUGAAUGUAAAUAAGUCUUGUAGUGUUAGCUGUAGUUAUUGUCUUACAAAAUUAUCAGUUAGUAAGUUAUACUGUACUCUUCAUUUGAUUGAAUCAAGAAAGUAGCUCUUUUUCUCUUGUACAUUUCCACUGUUUUUACUUGAAAAUAAAUUUAUUAAGCAGAAGGGUAGUUUUCUCUUCACAAUGAAAAAUCAAAUUAAUGGAUCUCAUUUAAUGUACUUUGGGUGUUUUGGUGAGAGUAGCAGUCGAUUGCAGGAAAGGAUAUUUAAGUGGACUAGGUGAAUGAGGUGCAAAGUCUCCUUAUUGAUAUGUAAAGAUUGACAGUUGUGAAUAAUCAUGCAAGUUGUUGAAAGAAGGGCAAAUCCAAGAACCUAUUGAACAAUACAUGAAAUUAAAACAAAAAUCACUUUUACAGUUGCAUAUGUUUUAUUAACAUUGGUUUAAAUAAAUGGUGGAAUGGGUUGAGGGCUGAAUGGCCUAAUCUUUUUCCUAUAUUUCUUUCAAAUAGCUUAGAAACUGGCCAAGUUGCUGAAAUGUAACUAAAUCUCCAUCAGCUGCCAAACUAUUAUGCAACAAAUGAUAUCCAAAAAUUACCUACAGAUACCAAGUAAAUGCUGCCAAAAUAUAGCUAAUUUGUAAAUCUUGUUGCUGGCAUUGGAUUGAAAAUGCUUAACUGGACAAAUUAUUGAAUCAGCAUUCUACUAAUGUUCCCAACACAAGGGACAACAGCCUUUGAUAUAAAUGUGUUUUACUUAAUUGAGGUGUACAACCUGCAAACCCACAGUGUAGCAAUCCUAAAUGAUACAACUCUGUCCCCUAAGUUAGUGCAAUUAAUUCACUUUCAUUUUGUUAAUGUGAAAAUGAAAAGUAAUUUUUCAAAAUGAAAACAAAUUUGGCAUGUUGGAACCCUGUCACAAUGUUGAAAAAAAUAAAGGUUAUGAAAUACAUUUUUAAGAAUAUUGGAGACCUUUUAUUAUCCAUCCAAUUUACUACUUAAAUUAAAAAUUUUAAAGUGGGUUAUGCCAUUGUGAUGGUUUAGUGAGUCAAAUACAUCUAAAAACAGCCAAUAAAGAAUGUAACUGCGUAAACAAAUCACAAAAAUCAGACUGACUUUGAAACUUAGAAAAUCUUUAGUUGUGUUUGAUAAUUAGGUUAAGUUUCAUUGUGACAAUCUGAAGUGCUUCAAUCUAUAUGAUGCAACUUGGUUUUAUUGCUAUAUAAAAUUUGUUGCAAUAAAACCAAUCCAAAGGAAGAAUUAAUAGUUUAAUGUUUAUUUUUAUUUAUUUCAAUAUACAAAUUCUGUCGUACGAUAUGGAUUAGCCAACCUAACUCUUAUUUCACAUGCUGAAUGCUCUAUAGAUUCGAACUGAAAUAAAAUAAAAUAAUUAUUUUAUUAAUGAUGUAGAAUUUAAGGAAAUCUGUUGAAUUCGUGAGUGAAUUAUAGAUGCCUUCCUCCCAUAAGGGAUCAGUUAUAUUUCACAUUUAUCAAUUGAAGGAUGGUAUGGUUAAAUAGUCAUUGAAUAAAUACUUUCAAUGAGGACAAUUACAAACAUGUGAGGAGAUUUAUUAAUGUUUUCCAUGAUUAUGUCAAAUAGUUUUCACAUUCCUCAAGAUUGUUUGACAAUGAAACAGAGAAUGCACUAAAACAUUUAAAAAGACAUGAAUUAGUGGUCUGAAGAUGGAGUAAUCUCAGGUGAUUAUAAAUUUCAGAGUAUUUGUGGUUGAAAUAUUAACAAAAACAAAGAUAUGUCAUUCUAAUGAUUAAGGGACAGAUCCUCCAGUGUUGGUAUAAGAUUCAGCUUAAAAUGAAGUAUUUUUCUGCAAAGUGCAUUGGCUGACAUUUUAUAUGAAGAAGAUCUCAGUAAUCUGCAGAGUAAAUGUACAGUAAUUUUCAAACUAAAUUUUAGUUUUCAGUGUACUUGGGGGACAGUGAAAGACCAUUAUUUGUUCUCUAAAAUGACCAGAAUCUGAAUCCAGAUCCAUCUAGCAGUCUUUCUUUUCUGACUGCAGUAUUUCUGUCUGAGAUGACUGGGUUUUUCAUUGUGGGGGUGGGGCAUUACUAAAUGUAAAACUGACAGCAUUGUUCAGUACUGGCUGGUUCUAGCAGGAAGACCGCAAGACAUUUUGGCACAGAAAAUGAAAAAAAAUGUGAUGGUGGUAAAUUUAUAAUCUGUGCAAUGUAUCUUUCAAAGAAAGAGGGCCAGGUGAAUUUAAAACCCUUUCAUCAUAACUUCUCAUUGAAGAAUCAAUUGGGAGCUUGGUCAAAAAAGAUUAAUUACAUUUGACUUGCUUAUACCAUUUUCACAAUAAGCAGAUGAAAUUGUAUUACCAACUAAUAAUGUGAGUUAACUUUCCUUCAAAUUAUGAAAGAAAUCAUACAACAUAACCAUAAACUAACUUUUUGAUCUUUGCAUAUGAUGUUUCAAAUUGGUAAUAUAUUAAAUACAUUGGGAGGGUGUAAUGUAUUAAAGUAAAAUUAACUGAAUUUUGCCAAGACAGAACAGUAUUCUAAAAUAAUGUAGCAUCAUCUGGAUUUUACUUAACUACUGUUAGAUAUCAAGCAAAUAAAAUUGUCCUCUACAGAGUUUAAAGGUUAGGUUACAAGCUUUAAAUAACUUCUGGGGAAGAAAUUAAUAGUUUUAGCAAUUAUUCUUGAACAUUGGCUUAGCACAGUUAAUUGCUUUACUUUCUUCUUGGAUGCUCAUAUGAGCUGCCUGGGACAUUGAAGUAAAGCAUCUCCAUCUGUGGAUGAUAUAUCUGUCCCCUCUGGGUCUUCUGUCUUUCUUAGGAGAUCCAUCUUACAUGGCAGUAGCUACUUUUAGAGUAGAGCUGAUGAAAUUCCUCUUCUCUUUUUGAAUGAAUCUGAGUCAAUAUAACUAUUUCUUCAGUGGCACCAAAGCAGUCAGCUCUCUGAUCUGGAUUAAAAGCAGAGAGAAAGAAAAUAGAUGAAACAAUCUUGCAAAAUUUUGUUUCUAUCUAUUGCACUCACAAAUAUAAUCUUUAAUGCCUUUUGUUUUUGUAAAAGUAAGCUUAGAUCACCUUCCAUUCCAUUCCAGUGAAGCUGAGUGAAACCAAUUAGUUUAAAGAUGAACGUCCAAGUGCAUCACCUUAAAACAGAUGCUUGUUUAGUUAAGUAUAAAAAAAAUGCUUAUUUUCUGCAUCUUCCCCCUUCCUUUCCAGUUAUGAUGAAGAGCCUCGGCCUGAAAUGUCAACUUUAUUUAUUUCCGUAGAUGCUGUCUGACCUGCUGAGUUCCUCCAGCAACUUGUUCAUGUUGUUCCAGAAUUCCAGCAUCUGCAGAAUCUCUUGUGUUUACUUAUUUAGAAUUUAUUUUUCUCCCAAUCAAAGUGCAGUAAUUGUGUUCACUGACUUGUAAUAUCCUGUUAAUUCUCAACCCUUCAUAACAAGGAAAGUGAAUCCUAUUGAUAUCCUUCAGUCAUUCUGACAUUAGCUAUCUUUAAUGCAUUGACCUAUGUUAGGACCCCAAACUCCCAUUAUGAAAUAUGUUUUUCCUACGAUAUAAUUUUGAUGUGUUGCUGUUCCUUAUGUUUUCGUAGAGUUGAAAUGGGUUGUUAAAAAUCUCACUUUAUGUAUCUUCUUUAGUAUAUCAUGAAAUUAGUACAAAAUGUUUUGAAUGACCAUGCUUGGGUUGAUUGACUUAAUGUUAAAUCUGAUGAAUUAGCAUUUUUGUUCAACUUGCAAAGGAACGGCCAAAAAGGAAUCAUGAUGAUAGAGAAUUGAGAAGGUUAUUUCUAUUUGGUCCAAAUAAAUGCAUUAUACCAUCAAUAUUUCAUUCUAAUGUAUAUGUCCAAACAGAGCUUCUCCAGUUCUUUCCAUAAAGUUACAGGAGUACAGGAGAUUGAAGAUCCAUGCUCAAAGGUUCAGAAACACAGCUUGUUCCCUUCAAUCAUCGGUUUUCAGAAUGGUCCAUGAACACUGCCUCAUUAUUCCAUUUUCUUUUUGCACUAUUUACUUACUUUUGUAAUUCAUGGAUUUUUACACUCUUUACACUGUACUACUGCAAAACAACAAAUUUCAAGUCAUGUGUCAGUCUUAGAGAAUCUAAUUCUACUUUGCAGUCCUAAAUUUUGUUGGAAAUUCAUCUUUACAGAUGAAUUUCAAUUAAGUUAUCAAUAGAGAAAUAUCAAAACAAAUGGAAAUAUUACAAUUAUCAUUUUGCAGUAAGAAAUUACGUUGUCCUAAGUGAUCAAUUUUUGUAAGGAGUAGUUGAAUAAUUUUAUAGCAUGGCUGUACCAAUAUGUUAAAAACAAACACUUAAUUACAUAAAGCCAACUUUUGUUAAAACCUUUUGUUAUUCAUCCUAUAAAACAGUCAAAAAGUCUUGGUGUUCUACCCAGAAUAUUGGUUAUGUGUACUUUGAAUGAGGCGCAAGUGUUCAUUUAGCAUUAUUUUGAAGAACAAAUAUAAUUGAAUGACAUUGUGCCUUUCAUGACCUCAGAACUUCCCAAAGCAGUGAAAUAAUUUUAAAAUAUUAUUUCUGGUAUAAAAUACUGAAUAGAGCAGCCAAUGUGUACAAAGCAAGUUCCUGCAAAUGCUAUGGAGUAAUGACACAGCUAAUCCUUUUUGAUAGAAAAAUGGCAGGAUUUUCCCCAAUGCCUUGGAUACUACUAAAAUACCAAUCAAGCAAAUGAUAUCGAAUAUUUGGAACUGAUUGCUGCAUUUCUUAAAUAGAAGUCACUCUUUUUUGGUUGAUGACUGACAACACUUUCUGAAGUUCAAGAUUAUCAGAGCUGCCUCAUAAAGGAUACAUUUUUAUCUGUGUUUCUUUCUGUAAUCAUAAAUGUAGAUUAUAAUGUAGAUUAUUAACAUUGUAGAUUCUAUGCAAAGGAUCCUAUAAAGUAAUUUAUGGAAGUACAUAUAUGUCACCAUAUACGAUCUCGAGAUUCAUUUUC